AUGACGGUGCAGCUCUGGUUGGGGGCGCAGGACGUAUGGACGCCGAUGGCCAACUGCCAGGAGAGCGCGGCGCACACCACCGUGGUCCUGUCCACGGUGGUGCGCCUGUCGCGGUCGGCCGGCGCGCGCCUGCGGCCCCACCUGCGCCUGCUGGUGCCGGCGCUGCUGGAGGCGCUUUCCACGCUCGAGUCGGCCACGGUGCGGCACAUCAGCGUGGCCGUGGGCCACCAGGCCGACACGCAGGAGGCGGUCGACCGCGCCCGGCUCGCCGCCACCAAGGAGUCGCUCAUGUUCAAGACGCUGUGCCAGUGCAUCCAGUACGUGGACGCCGCGGAGGCCGCCGAGAUCGUGCCGCGGCUCUCUGAGCUGAUGAAGCGCAACACCGGCCUGGGAACCAAGUGCGGCGUGGCGCUGUUCGCCACCCGGCUGGCCGCCGAGAGGCCGCUGGCGCUCCAGAACACGGCAGGGAAGGUGCUCUCGGUGCUGGUGACCGGCAUGCAGGACAGGAACGUAACGGUGCGCCGCUGCUCGGCGGCCGCCUGCGGUAACGUCUGCCGCGCUGCCAAAGCCUCCUCGGUGGAGAAGCUCAUCGCCAAGCUGCGCACCUGGUACAUGGAGGGUGAAGACGAGAGUCUGCGCCCGGUCUGCGCCGAGGCGCUACAGUCGCUCAGUCAGCACGGCUCGGCCCAGCUCAAAGAGCACGCCGCAGACGCCGCCAGUCUCGCCUUCUUCGCCAUGCACCGACAAAAGACGACGGAGACGGAGGCCGAGAUCGCCCGCUGGCAGGAGGUGUGGAACGAGCUGUCUCCCGGCACCGAGGGCGGUCUGCGGCUCUACCUGAGCGACAUCGUGCCGCUGUGCCGCGCCGCGCUGGCCGGCCAGUCGUGGCCGAUGAAGGCGCAGGCGGCCGGCGCGCUGGGCGCCGCCGCCGCCCGGCUGUCGGCCGGCCUGCCCGCCGACCAGCUGCACGCCGUGCUGGACGCCCUGCUGACCGCGCUGCCCGGACGCACCUGGGACGGCAAGCACGCGCUGCUGGCCGCCCUGGCCGACGUGUGUCAGAACUGCGCGGCCGCCGUGCCCGACCGGGACCGGCUGGCCGACGCCGUGCUGGCCGAGGCGGCCCGCGACAAGCCCGAGUACAAGGUGCACGCGGUGGCGGCGGCCGGCCGCGUGCUGCGGGACCUGCAGCUGGACAGGUUCGGCCGGCUGCUGCAGAUCGUGGAGCCCUACCUACAGGCCGAGUCCAAGUCUGGUGACGGCAGCGGCGACGAGGACGAGAUGGGCGCUGCCACCCGGCUCCAGCUGCAGGAGGCCGCCUACACGGCGCUGGGGCGCGCCUGGCCCGCCGACGCCGCCACUCAGGCCGAGUUCUGGCCGCGCUACAUGGCGCUGCUGGCGGCGGCCAUGCCCCGCUCGACACGCGCGCACCAGCUGUCCAUCGUGACGUCACUGCGCGCGGUGGUCGACCGCCUUUGGCUGCUGAGGACGCCGAGCGCCGAGCACGACCAGAGUGCGCUGACAGAGGCGGCCAACCAGCUGGGCGCCGUCCUGGCGCUGGCGCUGGAGACGCCCAAGUAUCCGAGCCUGCGGCGCGAGGCGGUGGCUGUGACGCUGGCGGUGCUGCGCGCGGUCGGCGAGCUGCGCGACACGCGCCGGUUCCCCGUGCUGGCGGCGGCCGGCGCGCUCAGCGUCCGACUCACGCCGGCGCUGCAGGCCGCCGCCGACGACGCCAGCCACGACAUCCGCGACGACGCGGCCGACGCGGCGCGCCUGCUGACCAAACUGGCGCAGUGAGCCGCCGCUGCCGCCGUGUCGGCCCCGUCCGCCACACUCAGUACCGUCCGAGUCUGUUCGGGUGUGCGCUGUGGAUGACUGCCGAG
Amphibalanus amphitrite is the source of this 1880-nucleotide messenger RNA. RefSeq names its product proteasome adapter and scaffold protein ECM29-like. Gene Ontology annotation, cellular component: cytoplasm; nucleus. NCBI's taxonomy places the organism in Eukaryota, Metazoa, Arthropoda, Thecostraca, Balanomorpha, Balanidae. The record is from RefSeq and is a predicted model, not a curated record. Gene Ontology annotation, molecular function: molecular adaptor activity. The transcript has 9 exons. The coding region runs from base 1 to 1794 and encodes 597 amino acids.